UGCGCUCAGAUGCUCGCUCAGAGGAUGUUAAGUUUUGAAUUUUGAAUUUUGAAUGCAUGUGAACCGCACUGAACUUGCAAAACGCUGAUCUAGCAAGAAGCAAGCGCCGUCGGUGGCUGUCAUGGAAACAGGAUAAAACGUGAACAGUCUUGUUUUCUGCUUCUCCUUUUGGCGCAAGAAUUUCCAGCCAAGCGCCACCGACUGCUGGAUUUGGUGCGGUCGGUCCUCCAUUGGCGCAUUCUAAUUGCUGAUUGGCAAAGAAGCGAGGAGGCCGAGGAGCUGUUUCGUCGAGUUGUCGCAUUAGUUUAUUGCGUGGCUUGAAUAUCGGGACGAUUCUCUGAUUCCAAUCGAAAAACCGACUGCCGGACGGCGGACAGUCCGGACACUGCAGUUUACCUCACCAUUGGGAAAUUUCGGACACGACCACAAAACUCGGCUUGAAAAGGAAUAGUUAAAGGUGUGAAAAUGGAGAAGCCAUCAAAGCAGAACGAAUGCGAUGAAUACCAGAAUAUUAAAUCGCUAUUGAAAAGCAUUGUCGUAGGAUCUAAAGUGGUGUUGACUGUUGGUGCACUUGCCGGGGAGUAUGCAAAUAACACUGGGAAAACUCUUGAUUACUCUAAAUUUGGAUACCAAACGAUGACAUCCUUUUUCAACGGAAUGAGCGACACUUUCAUUAUUGACAAGAUCAAAAUGGGGUUAUCCGAAAGACUUGUUGUCUCAUUGAAAGACAGAUCAAAUGUUGCUCAUAUUGAUGAAAUGGUGCUGAAGCAGAGAUCCACUAAGAUCUCAACUCCCUUUGUGAGAACUUUCAAAAAUGCUCACAAACUAGCAGGCAACAAAAGCUCUGUACCUUUCUCCAGAUAUGGUCGUGCAGAUUCCUCAAGGGUGGAUCACAGAGCCAUGACCCCUCGCAGCCCAAGUCCGAGGAGAAAGCGCUCACCAAGCCUCCCCAGACAGUACAGCAGGUAUAGCAGAAGCCCAGGAAGAAGAGAACGCAGAAGGUCGCGAUCUAAAUCUGUUGAACGCAGACCCAUCAACAGAAGCUUUGAGUCUUCUUCGAAGACAGUUUCCCCCUCGCAUCGCAGUCCCCCAGCCUGGACGAAACAAAAAAGCAGCAGACGUGACUCGUCAUCUACUUCCAGCUCUAGCUCAUCUACAUACUCGUCAUCAUCUUCUACUUCCUCUGGAGAAAUAGUUGAGGCUAAAAAGGCUAAAGAUAAAAGACUCGCUGCUCAUGCUGCUAAAAGUCCAAAUGACCAGACGGUUCGUUCAGCACCUGAAAGAGAUGAAACAUGGGUCGAGGCAAGCAUAUCCAGCCAAGCUUUGCCUCUCCAGGACAAAGAGAAAGUACAGAAGGAAUGUGUCCAACCCAGCAUCACAGUUUCGUCCCCAGAGAAGCAGACAAAUCAAAAUUGUGAGGAGGGCAGAGGCCAAAAAAGAAUUUUAGAUGUUGAUCAAGAGGCCCCGAAAAGUGGCUUAGAGAUUUCUGCAACUCAAUCAAAAAAGCCUGUAAAAUCUUGUAACAAACUUGACCACCAUCAUAUUAUGGAUAAUAAAUUGGUUGCUGAUGCCUCGGACAACAUGUCGGAAAUAUCUAUCACCACAUUUGCUAGCAAUCGACCUCUGCGUAUUCUUGGAGAAAAUAUCCGCAGCUGCCACAUUCCAAAUUAUAUUAAAAGGAACUUAAUUAGGCUGCUUCAGAAAUUCCCAGAAGGUGUUCAAGCAUCUCAGCUUCCAGAACUUUACAAAACCUGCUAUGACCAAGACUUGAAUAUUCAAAGCUAUGGAUUCCGAAACGCAGAGGAACUGGUACAAAAGUCCCCUGAUAUUUUCAAGGCAGCUGGUUCAAACUCUGGCGGUGCAAUGGUUGUUGAAGCUGCAGCUGAUCUUCCAACUAAAAGUCCUAACACAGUUGGAGCUAACAACAUGGUGGACAGUUCUCUGCUUUUGGUCCAAAGGAAGUAUCUUCCCUCAGGAUUUAAACUUCCAGUGGCCCAGAUGAAAUUCUCAAAGACUCGACCAGAAUUUGCUGUCACUGUUAGUGAAAUUUUCUCACCAUCGCAAUUCUUCGUUCAAUACCAAAUGAGAGCUGCUGAUUUGGAGAUCAUUAUGCAGGAAUUAGAUAAAAAUUACAACUCUAACAAUGAUGACUUGAAGCUUGAAGGUGCUGUUAGGGGUUUGUACGUGGCUACCAAGUUUGGUGAAAAGUGGCACAGGGCUCAAAUCGAGAAUAUUGCUUCAUCUUUAAAAAUCAAGGUUUACUACAUUGAUUAUGGCACUACCCAAGACAAGGAAAUUGAGGAAUUGCGACAUUUGAUUGACAAUCCAAUUCUACGAUCUGAACCGUUGGCUUCAAAAUCAAAGCUAUUCAAUGUAAAACCAGCCAACGGAGCCUCAGCUUGGACCCAAGAAGCCACCAAAAGAUUUUCUGAGCUAGUUGGAACCAAAAGCUUGGUUGCGAAGUAUAAGAAUGGUGGAACAGCUGCCUGCCCUGAACUUCAUUUGAGCCUGGUGCAUAUCCAGCCCGAAACAUCAAAGGUGCUCAUGGAUGUUGGAAUGAUGAUGUGUGAAGAGGGCUUUGCUGAUUACAUCAACCCUGCAUAUGGCACCAUGUUUGAACCUGUUAAAGCUGUUCAAGCUGUCCAACCUUACAGCCAAGCUGCUGACAGAUUUGCCAAUAUUGAAUUUGGUGCUGCGGCAGCUGGCCCUCAGCAAAUGCAUUUGUCACCUGCCUUACCUAGCAAUUCCCUGACUACUCUACAUCCAGAAUUCCAUGCAGCUCUGCUAGUGUUGAAUGAUGUUGCAAGGAAGAUGGCUUUGCAGUUUGGAGUUGUGGCUGUUCGACAAGCUAUGCAACAUCUGGUAAAUCAACCUCUUCUUGACACAAAUCCUGCUGCUGUUAAUCAAAUGAGUAGUGCCCUUCUGGGCAACUUUUUCCCAAUGCAGCCAACAGGCAUGUAUGGAGGUGCUGGUUUGAUGCCAGCAGGUGCCCCUAUCCAGCCUCACGUGCAGCUUACACCUCAAGGGAUGCUGAAUCCUGCACACCAAUUUCUACCCCAGCAACCAACGUUGGCUAUCACUCAAGGUAGAACACAGCAGAAUGGUCGAUUCACAAUUGACAGGAAGCCGACGAUUAUUGAUUUGGUGAAGUUUGAAGGACCCAAAUAAUUAAGUAGUGAAUUAUUACGAUUUGAUUGGACAAAAACCUGUUCAUUUAAAACCAAUUUCGAUGUUGUGCUCAUUAGUUAAUUUUUUUUAGUUAAUCAUAAUAAAUAAUACACUUUUUUAAACUGGAAAGAAGCACAUGUUCAAAAUGAACAGAAUAAUUGUGCAACUUUCAAAGCUUAAAAAUCUAAGCUAUUAAUAUCACAAAUUCAGCGAUUAUAUAAUCACGCUGCUUAUGUGUAGGUAUGUGUACAUACUAUAUGCUUCUAUUUGAAAUAAAAACUUUCUGACCUA
Neocloeon triangulifer is the source of this 3459-nucleotide messenger RNA. RefSeq lists its product as uncharacterized. The record is from RefSeq and is a predicted model, not a curated record. The transcript is spliced from 16 exons. The coding region runs from base 466 to 3168 and encodes 900 amino acids. Lineage: Eukaryota; Metazoa; Arthropoda; Insecta; Ephemeroptera; Baetidae.